Molecule: messenger RNA, 2601 nt
Organism: Gekko japonicus
Lineage: Eukaryota; Metazoa; Chordata; Lepidosauria; Squamata; Gekkonidae
Gene: CLSTN2
Product: calsyntenin 2
Exons: 17
Biological process (GO): homophilic cell-cell adhesion; positive regulation of synaptic transmission; positive regulation of synapse assembly
Cellular component (GO): postsynaptic membrane; cell surface
Molecular function (GO): calcium ion binding; X11-like protein binding; amyloid-beta binding
Source: RefSeq, a predicted model, not a curated record
UCACCAGAGGUCACCAUGACUUCCAAAGGUGAAAUCUGUGCUUUUAAAAUCCACGGACAGGAAAUGCCCUUUGAAGCCAUAGUGCUAAAUAAGACAUCUGGAGAAGGUCGUCUUCGAGCACGAAGUCCAAUUGACUGUGAACUGCAGAAGGAGUACACAUUCAUCAUCCAGGCAUAUGACUGUGGUGCAGGGCCUAGUGGAACAAACUGGAAGAAAUCUCACAAGGCUGUGGUUCAUAUCCAGGUAAAGGAUGUCAAUGAAUUUGCACCCACAUUUAAAGAAGCAUCCUACAAGGCCACUGUGACAGAGGGAAAAAUCUAUGACAGCAUACUGCAGGUGGAAGCUAUGGAUGAGGAUUGUUCUCCUCAGUACAGCCAGAUCUGUAAUUAUGAAAUCGUCACAACAAAUGUUCCAUUUGCCAUUGACAGGAAUGGUAACAUCAGAAAUACUGAAAAACUGAGUUAUGACAAACAGCACCAGUAUGAGAUAAUGGUAACUGCUCUUGAUUGCGGACAAAAACGUGCAACUGAAGACGUCUUAGUGCGAGUUGAAGUCAAGCCUGUAUGUAAACCUGGAUGGCAAGAUUGGAAUAAGCGUAUUGAGUAUAAGCCUGGGUCCGGGAGUAUACCUUUAUUUCCCAGCAUUCAUCUGGAGACUUGUGAUGGACCAGUUUCUUCCAUUCAGACCACUAUUGAACUGCAGACCAACUACAUUGGAAAAGGCUGUGAUCGUGAGACAUACUCUGAAAAAUCUCUACAAAAAUUAUGUGGAGCAUCAUCAGGUGCCAUUGACUUGUUACCCACUCCCAGUGCAGCAACUAACUGGACAGCUGGUCUUUUGAUAGACAGCAAUGACAUGAUUUUUAAAUUUGAUGGAAAGCAAGGAGCCAAAAUCCCAGAUGGAAUUGUACCAAAGAAUUUAACUGAUCAGUUCACCAUUACUAUGUGGAUGAAACAUGGCCCAAGUCCUGGAUUAAGAGCAGAGAAAGAAACUAUUCUGUGUAAUUCAGAUAAGACAGAAAUGAAUCGGCACCAUUAUGCGCUUUAUGUACACAAUUGUCGACUUGUCUUUCUGUUGCGUAAAGAUUUUGAUCAAGCGGAUACUUUCCGUCCUGCAGAAUUCCAUUGGAAGCUUGACGAGAUAUGUGAUAAAGAAUGGCACUACUAUGUCGUCAACAUUGAGUUUCCACUCGUUACCUUGUAUAUGGAUGGCACAACAUAUGAACCUUACCUUGUAACUAAUGACUGGCCGAUUCAUCCAUCACAUAUAGCAAUGCAACUAACCGUUGGUGCUUGUUGGCAAGGUGGUGAAGUCACUAAACCCAGAUUUGCUCAAUAUUUUCAUGGCAGCCUUGCCAGCCUUACUAUCCGACCAGGCAAAAUUGAAAGUCAGAAAGUGAUUUCCUGUUUGCAGGCCUGCAAGGAAGGUCUGGAUAUUAACUCCCUGGAAAGUCUUGGUCAAGGAAUAAAGUAUCACUUCAAUCCUUCUCAAUCAGUACUUGUUAUGGAAGGAGAUGACAUUGAGAAUAUAAAUCAAGCUCUCCAAAAGGUCUCCUAUAUCAACUCAAGACAGUUUCCUACUUCAGGCAUUCGCCGUCUUAAAGUCUCAUCUAAAGUCCAAUGUUUUGGUGAAGAUAUCUGCAUUAGUAUCCCAGAUAUAGAUGCCUAUGUAAUGGUGUUUCAGGCCAAGGAGCCCAAGAUUACAAUAAAUGGAAUGGAUCAUUUUGCGAGACCAGCUACACAAUUUGAAAAUGAGAGAGGUGUGAAUCUCUUACCAGAUAUCAGAAUUGUCAGCACAGUCACCAAAAUGGAACAUCCUCCUGACUUGAAAGAAACUACAGAUAGAGUGCACAAGCCAGUUAUGUUAGAGGAAAUGCACCACAAUUUGGAUUGGAAACACUUAGAUGCUACAAACUCUACGGCAGGGUAUUCAAUAUAUGGUGUUGACACCAUGAAAAACUAUGAACAGGUAUUGCAACAUGUUCGCUAUCGUAACUGGCAUGCAUCUUCCAUCUUUGAUAGGAAGUUUAGAAUCAAGUGCUCAGAGUUGAAUGGGCGUUAUACAAGCAAUGAAUUUAAUUUAGAGGUUAAUAUUCUGCACAAUUCCAACUCUAAUAUUAUGGAAUAUGUAAAUCAUAUGGUAAUACAGCCACAAUUUCUCCAGUCUAUACAUCACCCAGAGGAGAGCAUAAACAGUAUUCAUAGCUCAGUACUUCCAAGUGUGGCUACAAUUGUCAUAGUAAUCUGUGUCAGCAUCCUAGUCUUCAUUGUUGCUUUGGGGGUAUAUAGAAUUCGGUCAGCUUACCAACUUAGUUCAAAGGAAAAUGAAAGCAGUAAAGAAAAUGAAAUGGAUUGGGAUGAUUCAGCUUUGACCAUCACUGUCAACCCUAUGGAGAAAUAUGAAGAGCCUCAUCAUGCAGAGGAAGAAAGUGAGGAGGAGGAAGUAGAAGAUGAAGAAGAUGAUACAACCAGUGCUGAGUCAGAUGAAAGUGAAGAAGAGGAGGAGGAAGAGGAAGAAGAAGCCACUGGAAACAAACAAAACAAACAGAAUACCACCAGGCAAGAUCAGCUGGAGUGGGAUGAUUCAACACUACCUUACUAG